AUGGCCGACGACGAUGGUAGCAGCAACGGCGGAGGCAUCAGGGAGGAUGAGGUCCACGUACAGAUCAUAGGAUGGCAGGAGGAGGAGGAUGAGAGGGAGACCAUCAAUCACAUGGGAAUGGCAUGGCAAGGGAAAUCCUGGGUCGGAGGAGAGGAGCCUGCUCUCUCUGUCUCAGCAGCAGCAGCUGGCGGUGUGGAUAUGCGCGGCGAUGAAGAGAGUCUAACCCUAUACCCCCAAUCUCUAUGGUGCCAACUUCUCCCGCCAUCCCGGCCACCAUUUUUCCCCAGCCGCCCUAUCCAUUUCGCACCCGCGCUGUCUCCGUGGACCAAAUCUCUAGCCAGAGUACGUGAGGGGCGCCGCCGUCCGAGCGCCUUCUACUCCCACGCGCCCCAAGCGCCGCCGCUCGCGGGCUCCAGAUGCACCCCCGGCACCGCCGCCCGCACGCCACCGACCAUCGGCCCCAGGCGCUGUCGCCCACGAGCUCCAAGCACGCCGCCGACUAGGCGCCCCAGCCCCAGGAAUUUUGGUUCGGAUUCAGUCAAGUUGCUGUUGGUGAAAGUGACCAAUAAUUUGCUUCCUCGUUUCCACUGGGCUUUGCUAUUUCCUCUCCAGCUCGACCCAUCAGUGAACAUAAGUCAUGAUUGUACCAUCGUACCAUUUGCAGAGAAGGAAUGCAAGGGAGCACAACAUCUGCAGAAAGAAGCCGUGAUAGUUUGUGUGUCGCUUGCUGAACCAACAUUUGCAGGAAUAAGGAGGGCAAGAGUGUUGUUCAGCACACUGGCUUGUACCGGUGGCUCUUCUGUUGGAAUAGAAACUCCCGAUGAAAAAUUGAGUAGAAUUGCUCUUGGAAGAUUCUGUGGCCAUGAAAAUACAGCAACUACAAGUGGUGGUGGUACCUACUCUCCGCCGCAGGAUGAAUUUCCAUUCUUUUGA
This is a messenger RNA of Miscanthus lutarioriparius, 933 nucleotides long. The record is from the annotation of a GenBank genome assembly. Lineage: Eukaryota; Viridiplantae; Streptophyta; Magnoliopsida; Poales; Poaceae.